UUCCUCCCUCCCUCCCCCAGAGCCAUGCCCAGCAGACAGAGAGACAGAUAAAGGAGGAGUUUGAGAAGCUGCACCAGUUCCUGAGAGAGGAGGAGGAGGCCAGGCUAGCCAGGCUGAGGGAGGAAGAGGAGGAGAGGAAUAGAGUGAUGAAGGAGAAGAGAGAGAGAGUGGGAAAAGAGAUGAAGCUGCUGGCUAAAACCAUCCGAGAGAUCGAGGAAGAGAUGAAGGAAGACAGGGAUGACAUCGCCUUUCUGCAGAAUUACCAGGAGACAGUAAAGAGGACGUGGCAGAGUCAUGGGGAGCCAGAGGAGGUGUGUGGUCCUCUGAUAGACGUAUCUAAACACCUGACCAACCUCCGUUACUCCGUCUGGAACGACAUGCUGCACAUAACCCCUUACACUCCAGUAACCCUGGACCCGACCACAUCCUGUCCAUCUCUGGUCCUCUCCCCUGGACUAACCUCUGUCCAGCUGGGAAAGGAGAGGAUCCAGAUCCAGCCUGCUAACCCGGAGAGAUUUGACCCGAUCGACUGCGCUCUGGGCUGGGAAG
This is a messenger RNA of Oncorhynchus gorbuscha (pink salmon), 549 nucleotides long. Its product is annotated as E3 ubiquitin-protein ligase TRIM35-like. The annotation marks the transcript as partial. The record is from RefSeq and is a predicted model, not a curated record. Lineage: Eukaryota; Metazoa; Chordata; Actinopteri; Salmoniformes; Salmonidae. The transcript has 4 exons.